Messenger RNA from Haliotis rubra (blacklip abalone), 1226 nucleotides. RefSeq lists its product as uncharacterized. Bases 114 to 461 code for a protein of 115 amino acids. The record is from RefSeq and is a predicted model, not a curated record. The transcript has 2 exons. NCBI's taxonomy places the organism in Eukaryota, Metazoa, Mollusca, Gastropoda, Lepetellida, Haliotidae.
UCAGUGUGAACAAACCACUCCCAGAGAACUGGCUCAUCCUGGAGGUUGGAGUAUGUAGAGAGGAGCAGAGGGACGUGAGUCAUUGUACAGAUGGAUGUCCUUACUCCUACAGUAUGACCGUCAACCGCUGUACUACACACGGCGGGAUAUGCAGGAGGAUAUGGAAGGAGGGGAAGUGUGUGCUGCAUCCGCCUGACACUCUCCCCAACACAGCAGGGGUAUCACACACACUACAUUACGGCGUUGUCCAUGAUGCCGCCAGGAAGAAGAUUGUCUUCAUUGAUGUGAAGGAGAAGAAAGUCAUGUCAACGUUAGACAAUGUAGACUGUAGUAAACCACUGUGGCCGAUGUUCGGGGUGUAUAACCCAGAGUGGAUCACUGUCAGCAUGAGACUUGUAGUUGGCAGCGACAUCAACAUGACGGAGGAGAAGAAAGCGAUGAUUGUCAAGGCGCUGUCGUGAUGGUGACAGUGAUGGUGAUUUGAACUCACAGACACUCGAAUUAAAUUCUACCAAGGAACACUUCAUAACUUGAUAAUAUCUUCUCUAUGAAAAAAAAGACGUUUCCAAUGAUCACGUACAUUGCAGCGCCAUGUAUUUACAUACACCUCUGUCAAAGUGUACUAUACUCCUCACACAAAAUAAAGCAACAAGUAGUUUCAGUGUAAUAUCUUUAUCAAUCUCGAUAGCGAUUUUUGCCGGUAUGUUACUGGAAGGUAAAUAUUCAAAGAAUACAUAACCUUUAGUGACUGUCAAAUUAAUUUAUCUGAUAACAUUGAUAACAUCACCUAAACACAACCACCCUCAGAAACAACAUGAAAAAUGUGUGGCAUGAUUGUGCUCCACAUUUCACACAUGCAGUCUGGUCGGUUAAAACCUACCUGAAAAUCAUUCCUCUGGAACAACAAGCAGGUCCUAACUUCAUUUUUAUGGAUAAUAAUGCCUGUCCAUGGAUGAUAAUGCCCCAUAAAUUGGUGUUGCUUUAUGUUUGUGAGGAGUAUAUUUACACAACACAAAGCCAGUAGUAGCUUGCAAUGUACUGCCCUAAUGAGGAAGAACAUCCAGCACAUAUAAUUAUGAAAUAAUACGACAUGCAGGAAUAUGUGUGCGUGUUGAGCAUAGUUAAAACAAUUAAAAAAAUACUAGAAAAUGUUUUCUUGUUAAUUCCGUAUAUCUAUCAGAAAUUUCGCGUAAAUAAAGUGAUGCAAGCACGUAUUGCAAUGUUCA